Molecule: messenger RNA, 954 nt
Organism: Brassica rapa (field mustard)
Lineage: Eukaryota; Viridiplantae; Streptophyta; Magnoliopsida; Brassicales; Brassicaceae
Source: RefSeq, a predicted model, not a curated record
AUGAUCAUUCAGGGACGUGAUCAAUCUAUCCAGGAUCACUUCAGUGUGGAAGUGUCGUAUGCGACAUGUUGGAGAGGGAAACAACAAGCUGUUGCGGAUUUGCGUGAUAGUCUCGAGGAAGGAUACAAAAGAUUGCCUUCUUAUUUGUAUAUGUUAGAGAAGGUGAACCCAAAUACAAAAACAAGUUUGUUAUUGGAUGAAAACAAAAGGUUCAAAUACCUAUUGGUUACGUUGGGAGCUUCUAUUCAAGAGUUUGAAUACAUGAGGAAAGUCAUCACUGUGGAUGCAACUUUUCUGAAGACUGUUGAAGGUGGUGUUUUAAUUAUUGCCACGGCUCAGGAUCCAAACCAUCACCAUUAUCCUAUAGCUUUUAUUGUUGUUGAUGGGGAGAAAAAGACAGAAAUCCAAGUCUCAUUAAAGCCGUUACUGAAGUGUAUCCGAUGUCUAAACAUGGAGGCAGAGUUUGAACAGAAGUAUCAAGACUUUAGGGAGAGGUAUCCAUCGUGUGCUACGUAUCUUGAUAAAAGUGUCGAUGUCAAAAAAUGGGCGAAGUGUCAUUUCCCCGAUGCAAGGUACAACAUAGACACUUCUAAUUGUGCGGAAUCUUUGAAUGCGUUAUUUGAAAAGGCACAAAAGAUGUCUUUACUGCCUAUGCUUGAUACAGUUAUUGAUAAAAUGGCUGAGUGGUUCAACAGACAUAGGAAGGAUGCAGCAGCCGGACCGUCAUCUCGAAAAUUGGUUCCUUUAGUGGAGAACAAAAUGCAUAAGAGAGUACCGAAAAGUGAAAAACUUACAGUGACUCCGCUGAACACUUUUAAGCUUGAAUACAGUGUUAUUGGAAAAGACGGGAAGACUUAUUUGGUGGAUUUGCAGAAUGAAACGUGCAGUUUAACGAUGUUUGAUAUAGAUAGAUACCCAUGUGUCCAUGCAAUAGGCGCUGCCGUUAAGUGUUAG